CACCCCCCUCCCCUUCCCGCGAUGUCGGAAGAAACCCGACAGAGCAAAUUAGCUGCGGCUAAAAAAAAGUUGAGAGACUACCAACAGAAAAACAGCUUGGGCUCUCCUGCAGGAGUUAAGAAGAAAAAGAAGAACAAACAUGGCAGUAGCCCAGAGACAACCACUUCUGGUGGUUGUGAGUCGUCUAAAGAUAUUCAGGACAUUCUGAAGGUGCUGGUGUCCGACCUUAACCGCUCCAAUGGGGUAGCGCUCCCCCCAUUGGACAAGAGGAAGGCGCCCUACGAUCGCGCCACUCCUGCAGAGACACCGGCUGAUAACACCACCACCAUGGCACCUGGUGUCCCUUCUCCCGAUGCCGCCCCCCCUGAUGUUAACAGCACGGCGUCCACUCAGAGCUGUGACGCUGAAAAUAUUUCUAGUUCCUUGGAUGAGAACAUGGCUUUCUCUUCCACCGAAGGCCUAAGACAGCUCUCCCAUCAGCUGAAUGGACUUACAUCAGAGCCUCCCUCCUAUGUCAACGGGGAAGACCAGGCGUCUAUUGUUAACAUAAAGGAUCUGGAGAGCCGGUAUCAAGAACUAGCACUAGCCCUGGACUCCAGCAAUCUAACAAAUAAGCAGCUCACUAGCAAGAUAGAAGAACUGAAACAACAGAACCAGGAAACUUUGGAUCAACUGGAAAAAGAGAAGAAAGACCACGAGCAGAAGCUUGUGAGGGAGCAAGGCACUCUCCGGGAACAGUUACAGAUUCACAUCCAGACCAUCGGGAUUCUGGUGUCUGAGAAGACAGAGCUGCAGACUGCGCUGGCCCACACUCAGCAGGCAGCCAGGCAGAAAGCAGGCGAAUCGGAGGAACUGGCCGGUCGCCUCCAGUCUACGCGUCUGCGUGUUGGCGAGCUGGAGCGCACUCUCUCUGCUGUUUCCACCCAUCACAAACAGACUGACCGGUACAACAAGGAACUAAUCAAAGAGAGAGACGCCCUCAAACUGGAGUUAUACAAGAACAACAAAACCAAUGAGGACCUGCAGCAGUGCAACUCCGAGCUGGAGGAGCGGCUCCGGCUCUUGUUGAAGGAGAAGGACACCACGCAGGCGAGACUGGAGGACCUGGAGAAGAAGCUGGAGAUGUCUGAGCUGCUGUUGAAGCAGUUCUCUGGUCCAUCCGAAGUCCCUGACGGCCAGCAGUCACCCCCGGCCCCGCAGGCUCACCAGAACAUCCAUGUGGAACAGCUCAAGGAAUCGCUCCAGCGGCUGCGGGUGGAGAGAGACCUGUUUGCCGAAAGGCUGAGGGAGGAGGGUAACACCUGGCAACAGAAGUUGCAACAGGUCUUGGAGGGGAUGAGAAAGCUAGAGGAGGAGAAGGAGCACAGCACCACCCAGGUCCGGGACCUGGAGAACACCGUGGCGGAGCUGAAGAGUCAGCUCGCUGUGCUCCCAGCCCCGGAAACACCAGUGGGGCCUUCCGAUGUGGAGCAGCAGCAACAGCAGGCAGAAGCCCAGGCGCUCCGAAAGGAGCUGGAGAGCCUGGAGGAGAAGCUUCUGGUUCAAGUCCGUGACAACGAAGACCUGAGCCGCCUGAACCAGGAGCAGGAAUUCCGCCUGCGGGAGCAAGAGCUUCGCCUGCGGGAGCUUGAGAGAGCUGCGGAGAGCUGGGACGAGCAGGCCGAGGCCCGGAAACAGGUCUUGGCCGAGAUUGAGAGUGACCGGACCACGAUCAGCCGGGCCGUGUCCCAGAACCGUGAGCUCAAGGCGCAGCUGGCCGAGCUGCAGGACGGAUUCAUCCGUUUGUCCAAUGAGAACAUGGAGCUGACCAGCUCACUCCAAACGGAGCAGCACAUCAAGAGUGAGCUGGCCAAGAAACUCGGCCAGCUGCAGGAGAAGUUGGCAGAGCUGAAGGAGACAGUGGAGGAGAAACAUCAAGAAGCUCAGGAGCUACAGCAGCAGCGGGACCAGUACCUUAGUCACCUUCAGCAGUACAUGGCUGCCUACCAGCAGCAAGUGGCCGCGUACCAGCAGCUGGCCAACGAAAAGGAAGUCCUGCAGAAGCAGGUGCUGCUUAACACCCAGCUUGUCAACCGAAUGCAGGGCGAAGAAGCACAGGGCAAGAUGGAGGUCGAGUUGGCCCAUCAAGAGCUGCAGGAAACACAGGGCCGCCUGGAGGCUGCCAGCAAGCAGAACCAGCAGCUGCAGGCCCAACUGAACCUCAUGGCUCAGACUGGAGCAAUAAAUGGACUGAACAGUGAGGAGGAUGAGGAGGAAGACGAGGGUCCCCUGCCAAAGCUAAGCAUCCCGGAUGACCUAGACAGCCGCGAGGCCAUGGUGGCAUUUUGUAACUCGGCCUUGGCCAGUGCUGAGGAAGAGCGGGCGCGGCUGCGUGGGCAGCUAAAGGAGCAAAAGCUACUCUGCCGGCGCAUGGCUCAGCAGGCGGCCCCACUGGACCAGGAGCCCGAGAAGACAGAGGCCCCAGCCCCUGGGGCCGCAGGGGGAAGUGUGCCUGGAGAGACCCACCAGGCCCUUCAGGGAGCCAUGGAGAAACUGCAGGGCCGCUUUACCGAGCUCAUGCAGGAGAAAGUAGACUUAAAGGAGCGGGUGGAGGAGCUGGAGCAUCGAUGCAUCCAGCUCUCUGGAGAGACUGACACUAUCGGAGAAUACAUCGCGCUCUACCAGAACCAGAGAGCGGUGAUGAGGGAGAAGCACCGGGAGAAGGAGGAGUACAUAAGCCGGCUGGCCCAGGACAAAGAAGAGAUGAAGGUGAAGCUGUUGGAGCUGCAAGAGCUGGUUUUGCGGCUGGUGGCGGAGCGCAAUGAAUGGCAGGCGAAGUUCCAAGCAGCUGACCAGAACCCGGCUGCCGAGCGCACUAGUGCACACCCGGCUCCCAAGGAGCCUGGCGCCGCCAGCGGCCAAGAACUGAGUGAGGUGAGCCUCGCCGACGACAUGCAGCCGACCCAGGGAGAGGCCCAGCUGGGCCAGACUCCCCUCGAGAACGCCACUGCACAGCAGAUCGUUCAGCUGCUUCAAGAAAUACAGAACCCCCGGGAACGCGUCACCAUUGGAAACAGCCCCUGCAUUCCCUUCUUCUACCGGGCUGACGACAACGAGGAGGUGAAGAUAAUGGUGGUCUAGGCUACUGGCAUGGGGCUGAGGGCUCUGCCCGCACCUGGCCCUCACCAACAUCCCUGGUCCCCAGGCUUUCCCACCCUGUCCUUUGGCUCUCCUUCCUAGUUGUCCUUGUAUCCCUAGGCUUAAAAAAGGGGUAUAAUAACUCCCCUAUCUAAUAGGGGGAAACAGGUGCAGACCCUAGCCUUUUAGGUUAGGGCUGUGUCUUGAUCUCUGGGCUAAUCAUACUUCCAGAGACAAGGAGCUAGAAACAUCCAGCUAGUUAUUUAGGGAGCUCCUUGAUGACCAAUUUAAUCCUUACCAGGCCUUCUUGCAGAGGGCCUAGGUUCUAUUCAGGCAUUUUGGGGCCAUGUGCCCCCCCACCCCACCCCGACCAUGUGGAGCGGGACAGCACUUUGAAGGCCCUGCAUGGGGGCUCAGUCCAGACAGAGAUACCAGCUGGUGCAGGUGGGCACCGACACCUGUCUAGACUGUAGCCACAGAGAUAGCAGUGGCUUAUUUGAGACCACCCCAAAUCCACAAAGGGGUGGCCUCCCCUGCUCCCUUUUGAAAUUUCCCCACGGGCCUUUGCACCGAUUUUGUUUGUUUUUGUUUUUUUAAUUUUUUGUUGUACCUGAUAAUUAUUUUGAUUUUUCUUUUCGUCUUUUUACUUUUUGUUGCACCCAAUUAUUUUGGAGGUGAUCCCUAUCUGCAGAGGGGAGGCCUCUCCUACUACCUACCCAUGGGCAUCUGUGCCCGAUUAUUUUGUAGGCACCCUGACCUGCAAAGGGGGGGCCUCUGCUCACUACACAAGUCUUGCGGGCUUGAGGUUACUGUCCCCCUCACAAAAGUCCCGCAGGCACAUGAGGCCACCCCAAUCUGCAAAAGGCGUGGCCUCCCCCACCCCCACUCAUAAAAGGCCCGUGGGUAUGAGGCCACCCCAAUCCACAAAGGGGUGGCUUCCACUUGCUGUCUUUACAAAAGUCCCGUGGGCCUCUGUGCCUAAUUAUUUUGGAGGCCAUCCCGGAUCUGCAGAGGGGUGGCCUUCGCUGCUUCUUUUACAAGAAGUCCCCAUAGAGGGGAUGCAUGGCUUAUUCAGGCAAUUUGGGGGUACACACAUACUCCCCCAACCAUGUGGAAAACUGGGCUUGGCUCAGAAGCAGGGCCGCAGUGGCUGGUGGAGGCCGGGCGGAAGGCGCAUGGGCGCCCCGCGGUGUACAUACUGUACUGUAACAUUUGUAUAUCGGGGCUGAGACAGCCCCUGUAUCAUAGGCUGAGGUGGCCCCUGGGAGAGGAGGUUUCUAUUAAUUAUUUGACAUCGAGGAAACUUAUUUAUUGAUAGCCUAGGACAGAUGAAGGAGGCAAGGACAGGGUGUGGUUCCUGGGUGUUUCACUUUAUUUCUGAAUAAACUGAAUUUACCACGUGGCUUGGACUGGUGUGUCUCGGUGG
Molecule: messenger RNA, 4543 nt
Organism: Talpa occidentalis (Iberian mole)
Lineage: Eukaryota; Metazoa; Chordata; Mammalia; Eulipotyphla; Talpidae
Gene: GOLGA2
Product: golgin A2
Exons: 27
Biological process (GO): spindle assembly; Golgi organization
Cellular component (GO): Golgi apparatus; Golgi cisterna membrane; Golgi cis cisterna
Molecular function (GO): protein binding
Source: RefSeq, a predicted model, not a curated record